UAUCAUCCUUGAUUGUUUUAAAUCGAUCUGCGUUGCAAACCUCAUAAGAAUCCCCUAAGCUCUUUGUGAAUCAGCUAAGAUAAUAUAACCCCAAAGAGUUAUAUUCAAAUAAAAGAGCUUAGGGGAUCAAUAUCAACACAUAUAAACCAAUGGCCAACCACUUCUUAUUUGUAUUCUUUAUCAUAGUUCUAACCGUCAUUAAUGGAAUCUCAGCAGCUGAUGAUUCUGGAAAGUCUCAACCGCCUUCUCCAUCAAAGACCGUUGCUGACAACAAAGCAAAAGCUGAUAACUCAACAAAGAACUUGAUAAAUAGUCUUGGACCGUCUCAAGAUUAUGCGGAUUACGAAAUCCCCUUAGAACUUGCACCAGACGGUGUCACGGUGGUGGGGGAUUACGUGCCUGCUAGUAACGACGGCGGAAGAGGUGUCACCGAUACGCUUGCACAACCUGAAGAGGAAAAAACAACGCCGCCACCGAGCUCCGCCUCUAGAUCGUCUUCAACAGUUUUGGCUGUUGUUGUUGCGGUUGGAGGAGCCAUCUUAUUUUUCUUUUGAAACGGACAAAAGAUAAAAUUUAUAUGUUGUUCGAUAUAUCAAUCAUAGAGUGUGCAACAUGAGAUGGUUUUUUAUUUGUGUAACGUCAAAUUUGAUUUUGCGUUGAGCCUUUUUUUUUUAAUGUUAUUUCUUUGUGUCAACAGGAAAUUUCAUUAGUAAAAUGUCGAAAUAGCAUAAUUAAUCUCAGUGUCAUAUAUUCAAAAUAAUCAGAGGAAAG
Molecule: messenger RNA, 771 nt
Organism: Capsella rubella
Lineage: Eukaryota; Viridiplantae; Streptophyta; Magnoliopsida; Brassicales; Brassicaceae
Exons: 1
Coding region: 150-554 (134 amino acids)
Source: RefSeq, a predicted model, not a curated record